CGCUGACUGCGUUGUGUUUUCUUGCUCGCUGACCACGGCAUGGCACAAUGCAUGCCAGCUCUGCAAAACAAGGGGGUCGAAAUAGCCACUCAAAGAAUGGCUUUGACGUGAUCCAAGACCACGUUCGCCAGUCAAACAACCGAUUGCUUCGAGCGAGAAUGAACGCUAAGAAGGCCACGCACGACGCCUCGACCGACAAAUCGGAUGAAACGCAGUGCAACGACAAUGCUGCGAUUGCCGCCUUGGGUUGCUACUUGGACAAGAAGGCCAAAGACGUGUACGAUGCUGCCCCCGAAUACCCCCCGAUUCGAUCGCCCCAUCCCCGCAACACAUCGCACGCCGUCUUUGGGUUGGCUGUAAAAUUGACCAACAUCACCAAGUUUCGAGCGCAUAAGCGACGCAGCGGACUCAAGAUCAAGCGCACAGGGACCCAACAAUCCGAUAAACUAGCCAAGAAGGACGGCAAAAGCUACCGCGACAUUCAAACCGCAGCCAUGAUGCACCGCCAAAAGCACGGCAAUCCACUCGACAUGAGCGAGAAAGUGCUCACUGCGUUCCGCGCAGUUGCGCACUUGUGGCUCCAGCGAAAGCAGCGCCGCGACCAAGCGCUGAAAGAUAACGUCACGUCCAGACUUGUCAUGCGCCACAGCAAAAUGUCGGCCAUGUCUGACAACGUGUUUGACAUCGUUAGCAAGAACUUUGUCACGGCGGUGCCAGCCCUCCAAUUCUUCGACGACAGCGAUGCCGUGGAAGUGCCCAAGCCUGUUGUAUCGAGGCUGCCGUCUGCACCCGUUCACCGACCGCACACAUCUCGCCCAGCUCAGCCUUCCCGGCCGCCGUCGCCUCAAGCAACGCCCCCCCCUUGCCCCGCCACCAGCCGCGCAACACCAUCGACGCCUCCAGCGACCACAAUAUCUACCCCCAGAGGCAUCUGCUACACGAUAAACGACGAUGGCCAACGCCUUUGUAAAACGGAACACAACAUGAGUGACCUCGAGCUAGAUCGAACGGCCAGAGGUCGAUUCAACGACAAAGUGACGUCGGUGGAAGACGCGAUGUUGCUCAACAUGAACAAACGGCUGAAAAUACGCAUGGGGCUGAAGAAGAGCCGCCUGCAGGACAUUUCGACGGCGUUCAAUUUGCACCAAAAGCAACUCACCGAAACGUUGGUCGCCACAUUAGCAAUGCACUGGGCCGAGCAAGAAGACAUGCACGUCAAGAAAUUGUCUGUCGUGUGCCUCAACGACACCAACAUGCCGUCGUUCCGCAUCGACAAGGAAGUGCAUUUGAGCCACCUGCGGCACCAAAAGUGGCGACUCUACGAAAUGUGCAAGUUGGUCAGUUUGUUUGGGGCGAUGCUCAAGGCAGCGGAAGACACGCCAGGAGACAUGACCCGGUCAGCGAUGCGCGUGUUAUCACUGUUUCGUAUCCUCAUUGAAGACCAUUCGACCCUGACGCCGAUCGUGCUCAAGAGCAUCGUCGCCCAGCUGACCCCAGCGGAUUUGCAAUGCCCGCGUGUCGAGGUGCUGUUAAACGUCGUGCACAAGCGACUAACAACUUGGCGGCGAGACGACGAACCUGCCAUCAUACGUUCCCCACUUGUAAAAGCUCAAACUUAUUAACACAAUGCGGAUGGUUUUGCCGUGACGAUGGCCGAUAUGGGCUGAUUGGGGGUCUUGUGCGUCGUACAACUCUGUCGAGAUCUCGUCAUGUAAAUGACGGCGGUAAUCGCUGCGAUCGCAGUGGCCAUGGCGCUGACUAUCGCAAUCCAAGUGAUCCAGGUCGUACGGCGCGCAGAGUCCAGCGCCGCUUCGGCAAACGUCACGGGAGGAGAAAAGUCGACGUACUGACCAACACAGUCGUCAGGGUUGGUGCGCGUUUGCCUGGUAUAGCUAGGGAUCGAAAUCACAAUCAAUGCAUCUGUUUUUUAGCCUGAAAGAAGGAGUACCGCUUGGCGAGGGGGGUCGUGGUGACGCUGUCGCAGCUCAACUGGCGAAGCGCUGGAUCCCACCGAGCAACCAUGUCGAACACCCCUGCUGACCGAUCCGUGAGCGUGCCUUCGACCACAACCCGAUACGCAUGUUCGUCCCAUUCAUUCAUGUCCUUCCACAUGACCACUGCGCUGCCACAAAGCACUGCCCCGCACGCGUGGAAUUGUUGCAUGGCCAAGCAGUCGUCGGACGAGGUGCAGUCGUCUUGGUUAUGGAAACGAACCCACGACAGGUUCAAGUGGGGGUACGUGGCAGGCCCAGGUGGCAACACGGCGUCGCGAUAGGCAUCGUAGCGAGUUUGCAUCCCCGCUAGAGACAGACAUCGCGCUCGACCGCCACCUUGAACCACGCCUGGACAACCAAGUCGCAACGACGCACACACAAACCCGUCAGCACAGGAGCAAUCCAAAUCGUCGCAGAAAAGAUCGUCGGACUGAAUCAACCCUUGAGCGUCGCACACUGGGACGAUGGACGCGGAGUUGCCACACGACACGGACUGGUAGGCACAGCUAGGACACUCGGCGAGGACUGUAGAUGAUAUCCAUAGGAAUGCCCCAACGAUAACUCUUCCAACGUGCAUGAUCGUGUAGUCCUGCCACUGCCACAGCGAC
Messenger RNA from Aphanomyces astaci, 2602 nucleotides. RefSeq lists its product as hypothetical. The record is from RefSeq and is a predicted model, not a curated record. NCBI's taxonomy places the organism in Eukaryota, Oomycota, Saprolegniomycetes, Saprolegniales, Verrucalvaceae. The transcript has 9 exons. The coding region runs from base 48 to 1622 and encodes 524 amino acids.